AUGGGAGGAGGCGACUUGAAUAUGAAAAAAUCCUGGCAUCCGCUCUUGAUUAAAAAUCAAGAACGGGUGUGGAAGGAAGAACAGAAGGCCCUUGAGGAGCAAAAGAAGUUGGCUCAAUUAAAGAAGGAAAAAGAGGAAGAAAGACAACUUCAGGAGUUGAGAAAGUUACAGGAGGCAGUUGGUGGGAAGAAAGGACCAGAGCGACUUGACUGGAUGUAUGCUGCUGGACCUAAUCAAUCAAGUUCCGCAAAGGCGCAAGAAAUGGAAGACUUUUUACUUGGGAAAAAGCGUAUAGAUUCACUCAUUGACAGAGGCAUUUCUUUGAGCAAGCUUUCGGUCGAUUCAAAGGAUGUCUUUAUCGACGCCGCAAAUCCUAAUGCUAAUUCAUAUAGAGAUACGCAAACGAAGAUUCGCGAAGAUCCUCUGCUUGCUAUAAAAAAAACCGAACAAGCCAAUAUUAAAGCCAUAGUCACCAAUCCUCUUAAAUUAAAAAAGCUAAAAGAGCGAAACCGACGCAGUAGCCCUUUUCGGGACGGAGAGAAUUCCAAAGACAUAAUAAAUGAACCUCUUAGUAGAGAGAAAAGAAGUGAUCACCGAUUUAGAAAUUGUCGGGAUGAUCAUCGAAAUCAUAAUGGACAUGAUAAUAAUACUCUUAGUAUGGAGGCACAAAGAAAACUACAAGAGAUGAUGGAUAACGCCAAGAAACUUGCGGAAGAACGAAAGGAACGUGUUGAAAAGAUAAAUAAGGAGGAAAAAGAGGAAGAGUAUAAGUUGGUUGAGGAAAAAAAGAGAACUUUGGGAAUGGGAGUGCAUUCCGAGUACCUGAAGUAA
Acaulospora colombiana is the source of this 831-nucleotide messenger RNA. Lineage: Eukaryota; Fungi; Glomeromycota; Glomeromycetes; Diversisporales; Acaulosporaceae. The record is from the annotation of a GenBank genome assembly.